Molecule: messenger RNA, 462 nt
Organism: Paramuricea clavata
Lineage: Eukaryota; Metazoa; Cnidaria; Anthozoa; Malacalcyonacea; Plexauridae
Source: the annotation of a GenBank genome assembly
AUGAGUUCGCUACGUGUUUAUAAACGUGAACGAACCGUAAUUGAAAAAAUUCUCGGAGAAUACGAGAAUGGUAAAACAAAAAUAGUUACGUUGAAGCAAUGGACGAAAAAAUGUGGACUACAUGUGGGUCGUGUGAACUCUGCGAAGGAUACCUUCAUUUACGAUUCCGGUAUCGAUAUAUCCUUUGACGAUAUGGAACAGUUGGCCGACGCACUACCCACCAUGUCAAAAGCUAGUCAAGCCGUCAACUAUGCCGAGUUGAGUGAAAGCAAAGAUUCAUACGGUAAUCAAUAUCGUUUGGUUUUGAAAAGUAGUGAAUACGGCGGUUUAAAGGUGUGCAAAUUUAAAAAAGCACCUUCACCCGUCGAAUUCGGUACGGACGACACCGAUGUUUUGGAUCCCGCACCCGUUACAGUCGCCGCCAAGAUCCCGCAACCUGCAAAAGAUCCUGAAGAAGGCUGA